AUGAAGAAUAUUUCUAUGUUUCUUUUGCAAAUCCAGUUCCUGCUUGGGGUAGCCAGCUCUCUGGUUAUACAUUCCAUGCCAUGGAGGGUGCCCUGUCCUCACCAGUGUGUCUGCCAAAUAAAGCCAUGGUACUCCCCACAGUCUGUGUACAAGGAGGCACCCACAGUGGACUGCAAUGACCUGCUACUCACCAAGCUGCCUGCCUCUCUUCCUCCAGAAACACAGACCCUUAGAUUGCAAAGCAACCUCAUCAGCUCCUUGGACCAGAGUGAACUCCAGGGUCUCGUCAAUUUAACUGAACUGGAUCUCUCCCAGAACAGUUUCAGUAGCACCCGCCAUCUGAGGAUUACUGACCUGCCAGCUCUUCUCAGCCUACACAUGGAAGAGAACCAACUUCGACACCUCCCCGAUGCAGCCUUCUCUGGCUUAUCUGGCCUGCAGGAACUGUACCUUAACCACAACCGGCUGAGGAGCAUCUCCCCUGGAGCCUUUAAAGGUCUGGAUAAACUUCUAAGGCUCCACCUUAAUUCAAACCGGCUGGUGGUAAUCGACAGACGCUGGUUCCAUGCUUUGCCACAGCUUGAGGUUCUCAUGAUUGGAGGGAACCCAGUGGAUUCUAUCCAGGAUCUCAACUUUAAACCUCUUGGCUCCUUGCGCAGUCUUGUCUUGGCAGGCAUGGGUUUACGUGAGAUUUCAGAGCGAGCCUUGGAGGGGCUUUUUAACCUGGAAAGUAUAUCCUUCUAUGACAACCGCCUCACCAAAGUUCCAAAAGAGGCACUGCAGAAACUGCCAGGCCUGAAGUUCCUUGACCUAAAUAAGAAUCCUAUCCAGCUGGUACAGAGAGGAGACUUCAAAGAUAUGCUUCAUCUUAAAGAGCUGGGUCUAAACAACAUGGAUGAGUUGGUUGCCAUUGAGCAUUCUGCAAUAGACAACCUGCCAGAGCUGACAAAACUGGAGAUCACAAAUAAUCCACGACUGUCCUACAUACACCCUCAGGCAUUUCAGAGGCUGUCCAGCAUGGAAAGUCUGAUGCUAAACAGUAAUGCCUUGAGUGCCCUCCAUCGUCAGACAGUGCGGUCGCUGCCUAACCUUCAGGAGAUCAGUUUGCACACCAACCCCAUCCGUUGUGACUGCCUCAUUCGCUGGGUAGGAGCAGACAAUGACAAGCCAGUCCGUUUCAUUGAACCUCAGUCUACAUUUUGUUCGGAGCCCCCUGAGCUGAAAGCUAGGAGAGUGAAAGAGGUCUCAUUUAGGGAAAUGGCAGACAGCUGCCUACCCCUGAUUGCCCCAAGCAUGUUCCCCUCUUACAUCCAAGUCAAACAUGGGGAAAAUAUAGCCCUGCACUGCCGAGCUCUGGCUGAGCCAGAACCAAGCAUCUAUUGGGUUAUUCCAAAGGGUAUGAGACUGUCUCCCUCUAUAAGUUAUGGGCGUUACCGGGUUCUAACAGAAGGCACUUUGGAGAUCUCUGGAGUCACUCCAGAAGAGGCUGGCUUUUAUACUUGCGUCGCACAGAACCUUGUGGGUGCUGACACUCGGAGCUUGACGUUAAAAGUUGAAGGAGCAGGGAGAGCUUAUAAAGCAAGCAUGCAAAAGAGUGAAGACAAUCUUGAGGUCAGGGAUAUCAGUGAACGCUAUGCCUUGCUGUCUUGGCAAGCUGGCCGUAAUGUCCCCGCUGCCCAUCUCUCGUGGCUGGCUAAUGGCAGUCUGGAAGAUCACCACAGGCAUAGUACACGUAUUCUUGCUGGCACCCAGGGCUUUAAUCUCACUCGUCUUCAACCAGGAACUCAUUACAAAGUUUGUCUGCACAUGGGCCCCAAUGAAACUUCAUGUAUCCACCUGAGGACUAAAGAGGCUCCAGUAGUGACUUCCUCCCCAGAUUUGACCCCAGCUGUUCUCCUUGCUGUGUCAGCUCUACUCCUUCUGUUAGCGGCCAGAACUUGUCAGAGCAGUGCAUCACUCAGCUGGAAAGAUCAAAUGAUGGAAUUUGAGAAACCCCACACCACCAUCUUAUCUGAUGAGGCAAAAGGUUUUAUGGUUCCACCACCAUAUCUGAAACAGGUGUGUCAGCCUUCCCCAUCUAAGUUCUCAUCAGAAGAAAGUGGUAAAGAGAUCAGUUAUCCUCAUCUGGGGCAAUAUGGUAAGGAGCCACCAAAGGAGGUAUGCUGAGCACAGUAAAACAGGACAUGAAAGACAUGGAGCAACACAACAAGCA
Molecule: messenger RNA, 2212 nt
Organism: Chanos chanos (milkfish)
Lineage: Eukaryota; Metazoa; Chordata; Actinopteri; Gonorynchiformes; Chanidae
Gene: lrrn2
Product: leucine rich repeat neuronal 2
Exons: 1
Coding region: 1-2166 (721 amino acids)
Cellular component (GO): extracellular matrix
Molecular function (GO): protein binding
Source: RefSeq, a predicted model, not a curated record